GGAAAUUCGCAGGCUCAAUCGCAGCUCAUUUUCGGGUUCGAAAGGAAACGACAAUGUGAUGAUUACUUGAAAUUCCUUGUCUUUGGAAAAUUUAUUUCGAAAAUUUCCCCAUAGAGGGCAGAAAUGGGGCAACACUACAGUUUCGCAUCGAAAGUAUUGCAAGACCAUGCUCUUGUUUUGCGAGAUUUUGCUGUUUUAUCGCACGAAGGACUUCUCGAUACUGUCAAGCACAUCAAUAAAAUUCUUCAAAUGUUUUCGGAGGACAGCUCCAAACAAAUAUUAUUUAGUGUAAAGGAAAUGUCAGAUGAUAAUUACCUUUGGAAAGCCACAGUCAGAAUAUUCUGCUUCAAGAUUGACAAAAGAACUGGAUCCAUACAAACAAGAAAAGUUCUAGAUCUUCGGCAGUUUUGUAAAGUGUACAGAGAUGUGACAAAGCAAGUGAGAUGUACAAAAACCAUGGAUGAUGAAGAACAAUGGGAGGAAGUUGACAAGGAUGGGCAGAGUUAUCACACCAUAUCUCUAGAACAGGCCAGAGAAACUCUCUCAGCUUCCAUGAUUUUCUCAAGGGUUGACGAGGCCACAUCCGAGGGGAUGGAGGAGUGUUGCAUCUGCAUGGAGCAGCAGUCGGAGAUCAUUCUGGCCUGCGUGCAUUCCUUCUGCAAGUCAUGUAUUGAUAGAUGGAGUGACUCCCACAAUACCUGCCCAAUAUGCAGAGAUUUGCUCGAAAAAAAGGACACAUGGGAGAUGCCAGCCGCACCUAGUAAGACGGAGGUGGCCCAGUACGUGAUGGGGCUGGCCGAGGGGGCAGGAAACCCCUCGUGACAGCAGAUGGAGAUGGCCUAGUAUGUGAUGGGGCUGGCCGAAGGGGCAGGAAACCCCUCGUGACAGCAGAUGGAGAUGGCCUAGCAUGGGAUGGGGCUAGCUGAGGGGGCAGGAAACCCCUCGUGACAGCAGAUGGAGAUGGCCUAGUAUGUGAUGGGGCUAGCCGAGGGGGCAGGAAACCCCUCGUGACAGCAGAUGGAGAUGGCCUAGCAUGGGAUGGGGCUAGCCGAGGGGGCAGGGAACCCCUCGUGACAGCAGAUGGAGAUGGCCUAGUAUGUGAUGGGGCUAGCCGAGGGGGCAGGGAUCCCCUCUUGAUAGCAGACACAAACUAGAAGGCAGACACCACCCAGUACAUGCUGGGGCUGAAACCAACGCAAAAACUUUUAACCCAUUUCGCAAAAUCGGUGCCCCCUUUUGUGUCUAUGGCUGCAUACCGGUUAACCUCUUGUCAGCCAAGCCCAUGUCCCCCCCUCCCCCCUGAACCAAUGUUGUUUACUUAGGCCUGGAACUCAGCUACUGCAUACUAAUGAUAGGUGCUCAACAUUGGCAAGAGGGAGGGGGGAAGCAUUUAUUUGUGUGACAAACAUAAUUGCUAGAAAUGGGAUUAGUUUUGGCGCGGAUUAUAGCCAAGGGGGCAGUUAUCAUUUUUUAACAAGUUAGAAAGCGAAGAAAAGUAGGAUAAACUAGCUUAGACUACGUCUGUCACAAAUAAUCACUCAUAGCAGAAAAUUUGAUUUCUGCAGGAAGAAAGAGAACACCUGUAAAUAUUGCAAUAAGUUAUGUAAAAAAAAAGAAGACAAA
This is a messenger RNA of Nematostella vectensis (starlet sea anemone), 1623 nucleotides long. RefSeq names its product RING finger protein 141. The coding region runs from base 124 to 822 and encodes 232 amino acids. Gene Ontology annotation, biological process: protein autoubiquitination. Lineage: Eukaryota; Metazoa; Cnidaria; Anthozoa; Actiniaria; Edwardsiidae. The record is from RefSeq and is a predicted model, not a curated record. Gene Ontology annotation, molecular function: ubiquitin-protein transferase activity. The transcript is spliced from 7 exons.